Messenger RNA from Gordionus sp. m RMFG-2023, 1980 nucleotides. RefSeq names its product N-fatty-acyl-amino acid synthase/hydrolase PM20D1-like. The transcript is spliced from 11 exons. The annotation marks the transcript as partial. Lineage: Eukaryota; Metazoa; Nematomorpha; Gordioida; Chordodea; Parachordodidae. Gene Ontology annotation, biological process: amino acid metabolic process. Gene Ontology annotation, molecular function: hydrolase activity, acting on carbon-nitrogen (but not peptide) bonds, in linear amides. The record is from RefSeq and is a predicted model, not a curated record.
UAUGAUUUAGGAUAUUUGCCUCUUAUCCUUUUUUUUAUAAAAAAAUAUUUUUCAAUAAUUUGGACUUUUUUAAUCGGUUUUAUAACCGCCGCAAUAUAUAUUAUAUUUAGAACUAUAUACCGUUUGAAUUUAAUUAUAAAAGAAGAUAAUCAACCAGUGCCAUUACUAAACUUUAAUUUAGAAUCUGCCCUUGGCAGGCUGAGUAAAGCCAUCCAAUUCAAAACAAUGUCUUAUGAUCCUGGAAAAUACGAACGUAAAGAAUUGGAGGAUUUUGUCAAAUAUUUAAUAAAAGCUUACCCAUUGGUCCAUUCGACUCAUUGGAUCAAGAGAGAGGUGAUCAACGAUUACAGCUUAUUGUAUCAUUGCGUCAGCAUAGCAGAAUCUAAAGGACUCUUGAAUUCAGAUGAAAAUCAAGACACAUCCCCUUGGAUGCUUAUAGCUCACUCGGACGUUGUUCCUGUGUCGGAUAAUGAUUCUUUAUUAUGGAAAUCCCCGGCUUUCGAGGGCCAAAUUGUUAACGAAGCCAAACCCCCCAAUUUUAAAGGGACUAGUGACGAUAAAGGAGAAAUACCCUAUUUGUAUGGCCGCGGAUCGCUAGAUGCCAAGCACAUUUUAUGCGCCAACCUAGAGUGUUUGGAAUUGAUGAUCAAAUCGGGAUUGAGACCGAAAAAUCGUUCCCUUUACCUCGGAUUCGGCCACGACGAAGAGGUGGGAGGCAGCGAUGGAGCCUCUCAUGUGGCCAAACAUUUGGCCAAAAAGCUCGAAAAAAAUUCACCAUCUAAUGCCUUACCAAGUACCCCUACUAGUAAACAUUUUUCGAAUGAUUACCAACCACCCUUGGCUUUUAUCCUCGACGAAGGAACUAACAUUUUCUACGACAUUUUGGACCAUAAAAAUUUGGCCCUGAUAGGAAUCUCUGAAAAGGUGACUUGCAUCCUCAAACUGACUGUUAAAACCUCCAGCGGUCAUUCUAGCGUUCCCAUAGCCGGCUCUAAUGCAAUAGCUAUCUUGAGCAGCGCAGUUUCCAAGCUCAACGAUUAUCGAUUCACUUUUGCCAGCUCCCACAGCAUCCUCGCUAAGCGGGUCGAAAGCGAAUUAUUCACUAAAGUUUCCCCGUAUUUAUUGACCAAAUCUAAGCUCAAUUCCAAAUGCGACGAAACAUCUGAAAGUUUACCUUGCAAAGGAGGGUGCGUCGUAAUGGCAAAAGGAUGCGAAUUGAUGGAGGAAGCGAAGCGGUUAAUUGGCAGAGUCUUUUUAAUUAACCACGAUCUGUGGGCUCCCUUGGUUGUUAGAAUGAUGUCCCAAAAUAGUUUGAUGACUCCUCUCUUUAAGUCGGUAUCGUGUGUGACCAAGUUUCAUGGCGGAAUUAAGGAUAAUGUCGUGCCUAGCGAGGCGCAAGCCAUAGUAUGUCAAAGAGUUCAUCCUGUUCAAACCAUUUCGCAGAUCAUGGAAAUAAAUCGCCGAGUUAUAAAUGAUCCCAGGAUUCACAUGGAGGCUCACUCCGAAGUGCCUAACAUUCCUAUAUCGAGUUUCGAGGAAAAAUCACCCAUCACAAAUUAUUUCACGGGCUAUCAUUUCAUCAAAAAGACCAUAUCUCAACUUUUUACCGAUACCGUAGUGGCUCCAAUAAUCAUGCCGGGUGGUACGGAUUCGAAACAUUUUGUGGGCCUAGCUAAGAAUAUUUACAGAUUUUCGCCCGUUUACAUGUCCACCACAGAUUUAAGGGGAGUUCACGGGGUUAACGAAAAGAUUGCGGUUGAAAGUUACGAAAAAUUUCUCAAUUUCUAUUAUCGACUCAUAGAAAAUGUGAGCGGCUUGGAGGCUUCCGUGUAAAUAUCUUCAUUUUUUUUCUCGCGAAAUUUCGAUGUAUUUAAUUUAACUGUUUAAAAAAAUAAUCUUUGCAAAAAUUUUAUAAAAUAUAAUAAAAUUACACGGUACAAAAAUAUAAUAUUUAUUUCAAUGUUAUUUAAAAAAAAAAUA